Molecule: messenger RNA, 2614 nt
Organism: Otolemur garnettii (small-eared galago)
Lineage: Eukaryota; Metazoa; Chordata; Mammalia; Primates; Galagidae
Gene: STX4
Product: syntaxin 4
Exons: 11
Coding region: 1679-2341 (220 amino acids)
Biological process (GO): intracellular protein transport; vesicle fusion; exocytosis
Cellular component (GO): plasma membrane; endomembrane system; SNARE complex
Molecular function (GO): SNARE binding; SNAP receptor activity
Source: RefSeq, a predicted model, not a curated record
UGAGCCACAGGCACCGCCCGGGCUAUGUAAGCUACACAAGUGCAGGUAUUUCUGUUGUAACUCCAGCCCCUAGAACAGUGUCUAGUCCAUCAGUAAGUGUCCAAUAAAUAUCCAGUAAAUUAACUAUCUAGAAGGUUAGGGAAGUGUCAUAGUGAGAAAGCCUGAAGCCUGAAGUUCAGGGAACCAUGACCUUUAUCUUCAGAUACAUGAAAGACUAAAAUUCUGUCCCUGUCCACAAAUAUUUAUAGAAGGCCCAUUAUGUGUUAGGUACCAAAUUAGGUGGUGGGGUUCAGUUACGAACGAAGUCAUGCCCUGACCUCAGAUGAAAGGUCGGGGUUUGGGGGUGUAAAUGGCAGGGAAACAGCCUACUCAACAUAAUACACUUUUCUCAGCCUCAGCUGCUUUGAAAUGGUCUCGCUGCUCAGAAGGUGAUGAGUGCAGGACUGCAGUGUUCCAGGAGGGUGCGGGCCGCCCACCUGUCUAUCAGAGGCUGCGCAAGGAGUAUGCAGAGAAGAGAUUCUUGGCUUGGGUGAGGUAAUUUCCCACCCCCAGGUUCCCUGCCUACAAAACGCUGCAAUUCUCUGACGCUGAAGAUUCCGAUCUUAUUACUUCCUGACUUUCAAGGUUCCGUGAUGCUGACAGUUGUCAGUCUACCCAUACCCACUGGACUCAAAAUAAAUAAAGGCGAGUUUAGCAAGGGUCCUACGUCCACCCCCUGCCUCAAAAGGUCUUGGGGUGGUCGGUGCCCGCUUCCCCACCUCCUGGGGGCUGUACGGGUGUAGCACGAACGCCAGGAUGCUGGGGACGUCGUAAGAAGGGUGCCCUGGAGAUGGCGUUAACAGACCCAGGACACGUGACAGUCAAAGCAUCACGUUCUGCGGUCCGCUAGGCUGGAACCAGGCCGGUCACGUGACCCGGGGGUGCACCGUGGGGUGAUGUGAGAUGUGGGUCUCUCAGAUUACGCACAAAUGACGCAUUCCCACCACUUUUGGCAACCAGAUUUUCGUUGGAAGAUGGGACAGUUCCGGUAAAGGAGGCGGAGUCUUACGUCCAGGCAGCUUCGCUUCCGUUCGGGGCGCCACAGCUUCCGACUUCUAACCUCCGCCUCUGCCUCAGGCGAGGAAGAGACGCGACUCCGUGCGCAUGCUCCUCAUCGUCCCAGAGGGGCGGGGCUGAGGCUACGGGAGCGGGAGGGGGGAAGAAAAGGGAAUUCCAACCUGUGGAACCCCGGGGGUCCCGGGGGUCUGCUCCUUCUCAUUGACUGCGGACGGUGCAAGGGACGGAGCCACUGGCGGCUCGUAGGGUUGUUGGAGUCCGUAGGGCGGGGGAGGGGAGUGUCAGUGAGUGGGGUACGGGAAUUCCAAACUUAGAACCUCGAGGCCCUCGGGGCUCAGGCGCCGGGGAGAGGGAGCUCAGGCAGCCAUGCGGGACAGGACCCACGAACUGAGACAGGGAGAUGACAGCUCGGAUGAAGAAGACAAGGAGCGGAUCGCGCUGGUGAUGCACCCAGGCACCGCAAGGCUGGGGAGCCCGGACGAAGAGUUCUUCCAAAAGUCCUCUCGGUCACCCUCCCCAGGUCCGGACAAUUCGGCAGACUAUUGUCAAGCUGGAGAAUAAAGUCCAAGAGUUGGAGAAGCAGCAGGUCACCAUCCUAGCCACGCCCCUUCCCGAGGAGAGCAUGAAGCAGGACCUGCAGAACCUGCGCGACGAGAUCAAACAGCUGGGAAGGGAGAUUCGGCUGCAGCUGAAGGCCAUAGAGCCCCAGAAGGAGGAAGCUGAUGAGAAUUAUAACUCCAUCAACACGAGAAUGAGAAAAACCCAGCAUGGAGUCCUGUCCCAGCAAUUUGUGGAGCUCAUCAACAAGUGCAACUCUAUGCAGUCUGAGUACCGGGAGAAGAAUGUGGAGCGAAUUCGGAGGCAACUGAAGAUUACCAAUGCUGGAAUGGUGUCUGAUGAGGAGCUGGAGCAGAUGCUGGACAGUGGGCAGAGUGAGGUGUUUGUGUCCAAUAUACUGAAGGAUACGCAGGUGACUCGACAGGCCCUAAAUGAGAUCUCAGCCAGGCACAGUGAGAUCCAGCAGCUUGAACGCAGUAUCCGUGAACUACAUGAGAUCUUCACUUUUCUAGCUACUGAGGUGGAGAUGCAGGGGGAGAUGAUCAAUCGAAUUGAGAAGAACAUCCUUAGCUCAGCAGACUACGUGGAACGUGGGCAGGAACACGUUAAGAUAGCCCUGGAAAACCAGAAGAAGGCGAGGAAGAAGAAAGUCUUGAUUGCCAUCUGUGUGUCCAUCACUGUCAUCAUACUGGCAAUCAUCAUUGUUGUCAGCACAGUGGUUGGAUAAUGAUGCUGCAGAUUCUCGGCAUUGGGAGCAUCAGGAACCCAGGGCCUGGCCUUCUCUCCCGGCGGCUGGGGGGCAGGGCAGAGCCUCCAGCUGGACCCCCCUUCCUCACACUGGCCCCUGUGCAGAGGGGCAAACGGUUCUUCUGGGGUUGGCAGCUGCUCAUUUAUGGGGGCCUCCCUCUUCAGGCCAUAAUGUCUAGAGGUGGGCCUAUCACGUCCUGUUUGGCUAGGACAUGUGGUUUUAUAAAAAAUUAAAAAAAAAGAAGAAGAAAAA